AUGGCCGCCUUCGGGCUUCUCAGCUAUGAGCAGAGACCGCUGAAACGCCCCCGGCUCGGGCCGCCAGAUGUCUACCCGCAGGACCCCAAGCAGAAGGAGGAUGAACUUACCGCAGUGAAUGUAAAGCAAGGCUUCAACAAUCAGCCAGCCUUUACUGGAGAUGAACAUGGCUCAGCUAGAAAUAUUGUAAUUAACCCAUCAAAGAUCGGAGCUUAUUUUAGCAGCAUAUUAGCUGAGAAGCUAAAGCUUAACACUUUCCAGGACACCGGAAAGAAGAAACCACAAGUUAAUGCUAAAGAUAAUUAUUGGCUGGUUACCGCUCGAUCCCAGAGUGCGAUUCAUAGCUGGUUCUCUGACUUAGCAGGAAAUAAACCGCUUGCUAUUUUGGCAAAAAAGGAGCUGCCUCUGGCCAAGUCAGGUGUCCCUCAGGUUCCCAUCCUUAGUAAAAAAGAAGAUGUUUUUGCAUAUUUAGCGAAGUAUUCAGUGCCAAUGGUUCGAGCAACAUGGCUGAUCAAGAUGACGUGUGCCUAUUAUUCUGCUAUUUCUGAAGCGAAAAUUAAGAAACGUCCGGCCACUGAUCCCAAUUUGGAGUGGACGCAAAUAUCUACCAGGUAUCUUCGAGAGCAGUUGGCCAAGAUUUCCGACUUCUACCACCUGGCUUCCAGUGCGGGCGAUGGCCCUGUCCCUGUGCCACCCGACGUGGAGCAGGCCAUGAGGCAGUGGGAGUACAACGAAAAGCUGGCAUUCCACAUGUUCCAGGAAGGAAUGCUGGAAAAGCACGAAUAUUUGACAUGGAUUUUGGAUGUGUUAGAAAAGAUCAGACCAAUGGAUGAUGAUCUUCUUAAACUCUUAUUACCACUAAUGCUGCAGUAUUCAGAUGAGUUUGUCCAGUCGGCAUACCUGUCCCGUCGUCUCGCCUAUUUCUGUGCCCGGCGUCUGGCGUUGCUGCUGAGCGACAGCCCCAGCCUCCUUGCCGCCCACUCGCCCCAUGUGAUAAUAGGCCCAAACAGCUCGAGCAUCGGGGCCCCCAGCCCCGGGCCCUCUGGCCCCGGCAUGAGCCCUGUGCAGCUGGCCUUCUCCGACUUUCUUGCCUGUGCACAGCAUGGCCCCCUGGUUUAUGGACUUAGCUGUAUGUUGCAGACUGUUACUCUCUGUUGCCCAAGUGCCUUGGUGUGGAAUUACUCCACAAACGACAGUAAGAGCGCGAACCCCGGCUCGCCCCUGGAUCUGCUGCAGGUGGCCCCCUCCAGCCUCCCCAUGCCGGGAGGAAACACAGCUUUCAACCAGCAGGUUCGGGCAAGGAUUUAUGAGGUAGAACAGCAGAUAAAACAAAGAGGCCGUGCGGUGGAAGUUCGGUGGUCUUUUGACAAGUGCCAAGAGUCAACAGCAGGGGUGACCAUUAGUCGGGUUUUGCACACGUUGGAGGUAUUGGAUCGACACUGUUUUGACCGAACGGAUUCCAGCAAUUCAAUGGAGACACUUUAUCAUAAGAUUUUCUGGGCAAACCAAAACAAAGACAACCAAGAGGUUGCCCCCAACGAUGAAGCUGUGGUGACGCUGCUGUGUGAAUGGGCUGUGAGCUGUAAACGGUCAGGCAAGCACAGGGCGAUGGCUGUGGCAAAACUCCUGGAGAAGAGACAAGCGGAAAUCGAGGCAGAGAGAUGUGGUGAAUCCGAAGUCUUAGAUGAGAAGGAGUCCAUUUCCUCAGCCUCCCUCGCUGGAUCUAGUUUACCUGUUUUCCAGAACGUUCUUCUAAGGUUUUUAGAUACACAGGCCCCCUCGUUGUCGGAUCCAAACAGCGAAUGCGAGAAGGUGGAGUUCGUCAACCUGGUGCUGCUCUUCUGCGAGUUCAUCCGGCACGACGUCUUCUCCCACGACGCCUACAUGUGCACCCUCAUCUCUCGGGGAGACCUGUCUGUCACCGCCUCCACGCGACCGCGGUCGCCAGCAGGAGAAAAUACGGACGAGCACUAUCCAAAGGACCACGACAUGAAAAUGGAGAUUUUUUCUCCCAUGCCUGGAGAGUCCUGUGAGAGUGCCAACCCUUCUCUGGGCAGAAGAAUGUCAGUUAAUGGUGAGAAGCUGUUGAAGAGAGAAAAACCAAGGGAGUUGAUUUUUCCAUCUAAUUAUGACCUCCUACGACACCUGCAGUAUGCAACCCAUUUUCCCAUACCUCUGGAUGAAUCUUCAAGUCAUGAAUGUAACCAGCGCACAAUCCUUCUUUACGGAGUGGGAAAAGAGCGUGACGAAGCCAGACAUCAGCUGAAGAAGAUUACCAAAGAUAUUUUGAAAAUCCUAAAUAAGAAGAGCAACACAGAGACAGGGGUUGGAGAUGAAGGACAGAAAGCCAGGAAGAACAAACAGGAAGCAUUUCCAACCCUGGAGACUGUAUUCACAAAACUUCAACUCCUUUCAUAUUUUGAUCAGCAUCAAGUGACAUCUCAGAUUUCUAACAAUGUGCUAGAACAAAUCACAAGCUUUGCAUCAGGAACAUCAUACCAUCUCCCACUGGCUCACCACAUUCAGCUCAUCUUUGAUCUCAUGGAGCCAGCACUAAAUAUCAAUGGACUCAUUGACUUUGCAAUACAGCUCCUGAACGAGCUGAGUGUUGUGGAGGCGGAACUGCUCCUGAAGUCCUCCAGCCUGGCAGGAAGCUACACGACAGGACUGUGUGUCUGCAUUGUGGCUGUUCUCAGGCGCUACCACAGCUGUCUGAUCCUGAAUCCCGACCAGACAGCCCAGGUGUUUGAAGGAUUGUGUGGUGUGGUAAAGCAUGUUGUGAACCCCUCAGAAUGUUCUUCCCCUGAAAGAUGCAUCUUAGCCUACCUCUACGAUCUCUACGUGUCAUGUAGCCACCUCAGAAGUAAAUUUGGAGACCUCUUCAGUAGUGCCUGUUCAAAAGUAAAGCAAACCAUAUAUAAUAAUGUGAUUCCUGCAAAUUCUAACUUGCGAUGGGAUCCGGACUUCAUGAUGGAUUUUAUUGAGAAUCCCUCGGCCCGUAGCAUCAACUACUCAGUGCUGGGCAAGAUCCUCAGUGACAACGCAGCCAAUCGCUACAGCUUCGUCUGUAACACUCUCAUGAAUGUAUGUAUGGGUCAUCAGGAUGCUGGAAGGAUUAAUGACAUAGCCAAUUUCUCCUCCGAGCUGACGGCCUGCUGCACUGUUCUCAGUUCAGAAUGGCUGGGGGUCCUGAAGGCUCUUUGUUGUUCUUCAAAUCACGUGUGGGGGUUUAAUGAUGUUCUUUGCACUGUAGAUGUGAGUGACCUUUCAUUCCAUGAUUCAUUAGCUACUUUCAUUGCUAUUCUGAUAGCACGACAGUGUUUCUCCCUGGAGGACGUCGUGCAACACGUCGCACUCCCCUCUCUUCUAGCCGCAGCUUGCGGAGAUGCAGAUGCGGAGCCUGGGGCAAGAAUGACAUGCCGCCUACUGCUUCAUCUCUUUCGAGCUCCCCAGGCCUGCCUGUUACCUCAAGCAACUGGCAAACCUUUCCCCGGAAUAAGAUCAUCUUGUGAUCGACACCUCUUAGCUGCUGCUCACAACAGCAUUGAAGUGGGAGCCGUGUUUGCUGUCUUAAAAGCAAUUAUGAUGCUUGGAGAUGCCAAAAUUGGCAAUAACAGUGUCAGCUCUUUAAAAAAUGAUGACUUCACCAUGAGGGGUUUACGACGUGAUGGGAAUGCUGAGGAUAUCUGGACUGCCUCACAAAAUUCAAAAUCCUGUGGGAAAAGCAUUUCCAUAGAAACGGCCAAUUUAAGAGAAUAUGCUAGAUAUGUACUGAGGACCAUCUGUCAACAGGAAUGGGUAGGAGAACAUUGUUUAAAAGAACCUGAGAGAUUAUGCACAGACAAAGAACUUAUUCUGGACCCUGUGCUCUCAAAUAUGCAAGCACAGAAAUUAUUGCAGCUGAUCUGUUAUCCUCAUGGCAUUAAGGAAUGUACGGAGGGGGACAACCUCCAAAGACAGCACAUUAAACGCAUUCUUCAGAAUCUUGAGCAGUGGACACUGAGGCAGUCCUGGCUGGAGCUUCAGUUAAUGAUCAAACAGUGCUUGAAGGACCCUGGCUCUGGUUCGGUGGCUGAAAUGAACAACCUGCUGGACAAUAUUGCCAAGGCAACAAUAGAGGUGUUCCAGCAGUCAGCUGACCUAAACAAUAACUCUUCUAACGCUGGCGUGGGCCUCUUCAGCCCAAAUGGGAUUGGCAGUACUGAUACAAGUAGCACAAGGCAGAAUGGAAUAAAGACAUUUCUCAGUUCCUCUGAACGCAGGGGUGUGUGGCUGGUGGCCCCCCUAAUUGCCAGGCUGCCGACUUCUGUGCAGGGAAGAGUGUUGAAAGCAGCUGGGGAGGAGCUGGAGAAAGGACAGCACUUGGGUUCUUCUUCCAAAAAGGAAAGAGACAGGCAAAAGCAGAAAAGUAUGUCUCUUUUGAGUCAACAACCAUUCCUCUCACUGGUCCUUACCUGCCUUAAGGGACAAGAUGAACAACGAGAAGGCCUUCUAACAUCUCUGCAGAAUCAAGUUAACCAGAUUUUAAGUAACUGGAGAGAAGAACGAUACCAGGAUGACAUCAAAGCACGACAGAUGAUGCAUGAGGCGUUGCAACUCCGCCUCAAUUUGGUCGGAGGAAUGUUUGACACAGUGCAGAGGAGCACCCAGUGGACAACAGACUGGGCGCUUCUCCUCCUUCAGAUCAUUACUUCUGGCACCGUUGACAUGCACACUAACAAUGAAUUAUUCACAACAGUUCUUGACAUGCUGGGUGUUUUAAUCAAUGGAACAUUGGCCUCUGACCUGUCAAAUGCAUCCCCAGGGGGAUCUGAAGAGAACAAACGCGCAUACAUGAAUUUAGUCAAGAAACUGAAAAAAGAGCUGGGGGACAAGCGGUCAGAAAGCAUUGACAAAGUUCGACAGCUGUUACCUUUGCCGAAACAGACAUGUGACAUCAUUACCUGUGAACCUAUGGGCUCCUUGAUUGACACAAAGGGAAACAAAAUUGCUGGAUUCGAUUCUAUAGAUAAAAAACAGGGUCUCCAAGUCUCCACGAAGCAGAAGGUGUCCCCGUGGGAUUUGUUUGAGGGUCAGAAGAACCCGGCUCCUCUGUCCUGGGCCUGGUUCGGGACUGUCCGAGUGGACCGGAAGGUGAUCAAGUAUGAGGAGCAACAUCACCUCCUCCUGUAUCACACGCACCCCACGCCCAAGCCCCGGAGUUACUACCUCGAGCCACUGCCCCUGCCUCCCGAAGAGGAAGAGGAAGAGCCCACAUCUCCUAUCUCUCAGGAACCUGAGAGGAAAUCAGCUGAGCUGUCAGAUCAGGGAAAAACCGCAACAGAUGAAGAGAAGAAGACAAAGGGAAGGAAGCGCAAGACAAAGUCCAGCUCAAGGGUUGAUGAGUAUCCGCAGAGCAGCGUGUACCGAGUGCCUCCCAACUACUCACCCAUCUCCUCCCAGGUGAUGCAUCACCCACAGUCCACGCUGUGGGGCUACAACCUCAUGGGUCAGCCCCAGCAGCCCGGCUUCUUCCUUCAGAAUCAGUCUGUCACUCCAGGUGGCUCCCGGUUGGACCCUGCUGGCUCCUUCGUCCCCACCAACACCAAGCAAGCUCUGUCCAACAUGCUGCAGCGGCGCUCGGGGGCCAUGAUGCAGCCGCCCUCUCUGCACGCCAUCACAUCGCAGCAGCAGUUGAUACAGAUGAAGCUUCUGCAGCAGCAGCAGCAACAGCGGCUUCUCAGGCAAGCCCAGACGCGGCCUUUCCAACAGGGCCAGCCAGGGGACCAGGCUGCUCUCUUCGCUGCUCAGGCACGGCCCUCCCCUCAGCUCCCCCAGUAUCCAGGACUGCAGCAAGCACAGACCAUGCCCCAGGGCUACACAAUGUAUGGAACCCAGAUGCCUUUGCAGCAGACCCCUCAGCAGCAGGCUGGCAGCGUGGUCCUGUCUCCUACCUAUAAUUCCAGAACUUAUCCGGCCGCUCACUCCAACCCAGCGCUCAUGGAAAGACUCAGACAGAUGCAGCCCCCGCCGAGCGGCUACGUUCAGCAGCAGGCGCCACCGUACCUGCAUCCCCUGACCGGCUCCCAGAGGCUGAAUCAUCAGUCGCUUCAGCAGAGCCCUCUGGUGGGUGGAGGAAUCGAUGCGGUGCUGACUUCCGCACAUCCAAACCUUCCCUCAGUGCCCUUGUCUCAGGACCCGAUGAGACCCAGACAGCCACAGGUUCGACAACAGCAGAGGCUUCUCCAGAUGCAGCAGCCCCAGCAGCCCCCCCAGCCCCAGCAGCCCCCUCAGCCUCAGGGGUCCUCACAGACACAGAGUCAGACCCUUGGUCUCCAAACAAUGCAGCCCCAGCAGCCUCUGGUUUUUUUCCCCCUCUUUGGAAUAACUACUGCAAUUUCUUGUAUCAACUUAAUGGCUGGAACCAGGGCACUCAGGCCCUCAGAUUGUUCUGCACACAUAGAACUCUGGAAGCCAGCGCCUCCUCGAAGUGUGGUCCUCCUCCGUGCCUCUCUGGUCUCACCCUACCCAACUUCUCUCCUCCACCAAGCAGGAAGUUCCCCAGGCAAGGCUUGCAGCAGACCCAGCAGCAACAGCAGACGGCCGCCCUGGUGCGGCAGCUCCAGAAGCAGCUUUCCAGUAACCAGCCACAGCAAGGAGUGA
This is a messenger RNA of Budorcas taxicolor (takin), 6642 nucleotides long. RefSeq names its product mediator complex subunit 12L (gene MED12L). The transcript has 45 exons. Gene Ontology annotation, biological process: regulation of transcription by RNA polymerase II. The coding region runs from base 1 to 6642 and encodes 2213 amino acids. NCBI's taxonomy places the organism in Eukaryota, Metazoa, Chordata, Mammalia, Artiodactyla, Bovidae. Gene Ontology annotation, molecular function: transcription coactivator activity; beta-catenin binding. The record is from RefSeq and is a predicted model, not a curated record. Gene Ontology annotation, cellular component: mediator complex.